UACGUGCCCGCCCAGGCUGUCAGGACACCAGGCAGUGCCUCCUGGGUGCAGGCAGAGCCACAUCUGGGAUGGGUGCUGGCACGGACCAGAGACGCUGUGAGCCUGCCGCCAUGCCUGCCACGCGUGGGCCGGCCCUGGGUUCCCUCCUGCCCACCCUGCUGCUGGGACUCACCGCUGGGCAGCCCUCGAUCACGCUGACCGGCCCGCCUCAGAGGACAGCCCCUGGGAAUCCUGUGUCUUUCAACUGCACCGCUGGCCCCUUCAGCUCCUCGAACUUCAACGUCACCUGGAUGAAGGACAGAGAUGAGCGUCCAGCCUCAGCUCAGGGCCUGGUGACUGACAGCAAAGGCAAUUACUCUGUCACCAGUAAGGUGUGGGUCACACUGGUGCAGCAAGAUGUCUCAUCGGAGAUCACCUGUAAAGUCACCCACAGGGACCUGGCAGAGCCCCUGCAUAAGACCAUGAACCUCUCCCAAGUGCUCCGAGUCGUCCCCACCGUGAAGAUCACCACCCAGCCCUCUCAGGCAUACGGCCCGCACCAGAGAGUGAAUCUCACCUGCCACGCGAGCCACUUCUACCCCUCCCACCUGCACCUCACCUGGAUGGAGAACAGGCACACGGUCCAGACCGUGUUGUCCCCGCGGGUCACGAGGAACUCAGACGGGACCUACUCUCUGGAGCAUGUGUGGCCGGCAGAGGCCAAGCCUGAGGGGAGCGAGUUUGCCUGCUGGGUAGUCCAGGAUGGUCAGCCCCCAGUCCAGGCCAACAUUACCCUGCAGGCUCAGGCACCACGGCAGCGGAAAGGCAGCAGCCCCUACCCUUCGGUCUUGCACGGCCCCCUCCAGCGAUCUGAGCCGGGCACCAGCAUCCGCCUGACGUACACGUCCUCCGGGUUCCCCACACAGCAGGUCACCGUGACCUGGCUUAAAAACAACCGCACGCUGCCACACCCCCAGACCAGCAUCCACCUCAGUGGGGGCACCUACAAUGUGACCAGCAGUGUGCUCAUCCCCCUGCAGGCAAAUGACAUGCUCUCCCAUGUUGUCUGCCUCGUCCAGCACAAGUCGAGGCCCGCCUUCCAGAAAACUGUCAGCCUGGACCAGUACCUCCGCGUGCCCCCUGCAGUGUCAGUGUCCCAGGCUUCACCUUCCUCAGACUUGGUGGCUAUUACCUGUCAUGUGCAGAGAUUCUACCCACAACGUGUGCGUCUCACCUGGAUGGAGAACUGCGAGAUGUUCACAGGAGCUGAGAAACCCAUAUCCAAACAGAAUAGCGAUGGGACCUACAGCCUGGAAAGCUUGCAGUUGGUAAACGCAUCAGUGCAGGGCUCUGAGCGGGUGCUCACUUGUAUGGUGCAGCAUGAGGCACAGCCUCCUACCUUGGCCAAUCUCAUACUAUCCCCAGCAGUCCAUGCCACUUACAUGCCUACUGAAAGCCCAGGACCAGAGACACCUGUCCUUAUCUUUUUGGCUUUCCUCCUGGGCCUCAAGGUGCUGCUGGUGCUCUUCCCUGCACUGCGAUACAUUGCCUCCUGCCUUCUCCAAGGGGCUCCAUUGAAGAGAAGAAUCUGCAAGGACCUGCACGUUACCCAAGACCCCUCCCCUCACUCUGCCAGCCCCACCUGCACCAAGGACAAGCUCCCUCCACACACCCUCCUGAUGUUCCUCCCCACUGAUAAUAAAUCUGAGUCAAGGACGAACUUUGGCCGUGGGGACUCGGGAAUGUCUGGAGGCUGAUGCAUGUAGAGAUUCAGCCUGGCCGUGUCUCCACCCAAAACAGAACCAAGCAGAUAAGAAGAAUAGGUUUCCUAUCCUCCUCUGAGAGUGAACAACCCUUAAUAUUCAGAGCAGAUUCCACUUUUACCCAGAACUUUUAUGAGUAUGAUUUUAUUUUAACACAUUAGAUAUUUGAAAUCACUGAGUUGAAUAAACAUUUUACUACUCUGAAAUAUAUAAAGAAUA
This is a messenger RNA of Phyllostomus hastatus (greater spear-nosed bat), 1961 nucleotides long. Its product is annotated as signal-regulatory protein beta-1-like. The record is from RefSeq and is a predicted model, not a curated record. Gene Ontology annotation, cellular component: plasma membrane. Bases 69 to 1736 code for a protein of 555 amino acids. The transcript is spliced from 7 exons. NCBI's taxonomy places the organism in Eukaryota, Metazoa, Chordata, Mammalia, Chiroptera, Phyllostomidae.